AUACCGAGAAAAUUAAUUAUAUGGGUAUGGGCGAGUACCCAUGGGGCCGAUUGACCUAAACCCAAAUCCAACCCGGUGAAUAGUGAACGAGUUUAAACCCAAACCCGGCCCAAAACCCGACAACACGAAUUUUACCCGCGUUGACCAGAUUAGGUCGGGUGGGUACCCGUGGGUUUGGGUUUUGUUGCCAUCCCUAGUAGGGGAUAUGAUCCGGUUCGGUUAAAUUGGCCAAAUUGAUCCGGUCCAGUCCGGUCUUUUUGAAAAUACAAGGACCAAAGAUUGGAUUGGAUACAGUCCGGUCUUGAUCCGGUCCAGUCUUGACCCGGUCCGGUCCCAAUUCGGUCUUGAUUUUUUAUUGAGCUUGUGGGGAUUUGAGUGGCCUAAAAGGCCUGAAAGGGUGAUGAGUUGGUUAAGUUUUGUACUAAGUGCAAAUGUUUGUGACCGUUUAUGCAAAUUACACUUAAGAAUUUUGGUGUUGAGCUCUCUUAUUCGGUCUUUAUCCAAUUUUCGAUCCGAUCUCAAACGGUUUUUUACCUCAAAUCUAAGCCCAAAGAUUGAAUUAGAUUGUUUACUAUCCGGUCCCGGUCCGGUCUCGAUUCGAGUUAUACGGUCCAGUUUCGGGUAAAACCAAAAAACCCAGACCAAAUAGCCAGCACUAAUCCCUAGCUGCCAAAACCCCGAAAAACCCUCUCGUUAAACCCUUCGCCGUCCUUCAUCCCUUCCUCCUCCUCUCCAAUUGCACAAUGUAUAGACUCCAUCGCAGCGCCCUCGCGAAAACCCUCCACUACCGCUUCUUCUCUCAGUCGGCCGCCGCCAUCAUCGAAGAGCCAGCAAUCCAAGCACCAAUCACCUACCUCGAAGGGUUCCCGAAGCCCGGCCCCGCCGAGCAGAUUCUCGCCAUCCCUCGAGCUUCUUCCGGGAAGAACAUUUCCGCCAAGGAGAGGAAAGUCGGGAGGGUGCCCGCUAUCAUCUUCGAGCAGGAAGACGGGCAGCAUGGUGGUAAUAAGCGGUUGAUCUCGGUGCAGUCGAAUCGCAUCAGGAAUCUGGUAGAUAAGGUUGGGAGGUCGUUCUUCUUGUCGAGGCUUUUCGAUCUCGAGGUCAGGACCGAUUUUGCGAAGGAGGAGGAGAUUAUUGAGAAAGUCCGCGUCUUGCCGAGAUUGCUUCAUUUGCACUCUGGAACUGAUGUUCCCCUCAACGUUACCUUCAUAAGGGCACCUCCUGAGGCUCUGUUGAAAGUUGAUAUUCCUCUGGUGUUUAUAGGCGACGACGUCUCUCCUGGUCUGAGGAAAGGUUCAUACCUGAAUGUGAUUAAGAGGACGGUGAAGUUCCUCUGCCCACCAGAUAUUAUCCCACCAUAUAUCGAAGUAGACCUGAGCGAAUUGGAUGUUGGCGAAAAAUUACUGGUGGGUGAUCUCAAAGUUCAUCCAGCAUUGAAGCCCAUAAUGCAGGAAGAACAGCCAGUUGUGAAGAUUGCUGGAGCCCGUGUUUCGGACCAAAAGAGAGCAAAAUAAAGCAUCCCUACUAGAUAGUUAGCAAACAGCUGUUGUGUUUGAAUCUUGUGGACCACAGCUCUCCAACAUGGAGCAGUGUUUUUAGCAACAUUAGGUUUUUCAGUCGCAUAACCUGGAUUAGGUAGCGGGUGGGAGCAAAGUAAGAUUGCAGGGGAGAGCUAAAGCCAUGUUUUGUGUAGGAUGAACUUACUCCUUCCAUCAUCUUUGAUCCUAUAUUUAUUAUCAAAACCUUAUUUUGUAAACAAGCUGUCUGAGACAAAUUUCAGUAAUGAAAAUUGUUACCAAGUUAUAUCAGACCGUUGAUCAAGAUGGAUCAAGUAGUUAAAGGUCGUCACCCCUGACGAGUCAAAUUCAGAUCGAAUUAGCAAAAUCUAAAGAGAUGAAAGAUGGAGUUUACAACUACAAUUACAACCACAAUGCUACAUAUGAAGCUUCGUCACUUUUCCUGACAAAGAUCAGAUUAAAAGUUCCGACUCUAA
Molecule: messenger RNA, 1990 nt
Organism: Linum trigynum
Lineage: Eukaryota; Viridiplantae; Streptophyta; Magnoliopsida; Malpighiales; Linaceae
Source: the annotation of a GenBank genome assembly